AUGUCGUGUGGUCGUCAACUGUGUUCGCUGUCUCAGUUGGUUGCUGUAUUGAUUUUCUAUCUACUAAUAUCAAAUCUAAACAAGUCUGGAGAAUCACUUUGGCACUCUCGAUAUGUCGAUUGUGAUGUUCUGUACGCUGCAGCUGUUGUUUCGAAGCCGGCAAUUCCAACAACAACAUCUCAACCUCUUCGAUCAACCGGCAAAUCAUUACGUGUCCCACUAACGAAUGCUAAGCUUAUGAUGUCUAGCUGCUACCUUUUACAGAAAGCUUUCCUGGCCGCGGUUUUAAUUUCUACUUCGAAUGAUAUCUCAGUAAAUCCUGGACCAGUAUCUAACGAUUUCCCUCGAUUUCGUGGACUAAAGAUCGCUCACCUCAAUGUUCAAAGUUUGAUCGGUAAGAUCGACUCAUUACGUAUCUUCUUAAAGGAAAACCCUUUUGAUGUGUUAACUCUGUCCGAAACGUGGCUGAAAGCUAAUGUAUCUGAUAAUGAAAUUUAUAUCCCUGGAUAUACUUUAUCGAGGAAUGACAGAGAUAUUCGUAUUGGGGGAG
Paramuricea clavata is the source of this 550-nucleotide messenger RNA. Lineage: Eukaryota; Metazoa; Cnidaria; Anthozoa; Malacalcyonacea; Plexauridae. The record is from the annotation of a GenBank genome assembly.